This is a messenger RNA of Monopterus albus (swamp eel), 1565 nucleotides long. Its product is annotated as tripartite motif-containing protein 35-like. The transcript has a single exon. NCBI's taxonomy places the organism in Eukaryota, Metazoa, Chordata, Actinopteri, Synbranchiformes, Synbranchidae. The record is from RefSeq and is a predicted model, not a curated record. Gene Ontology annotation, molecular function: protein binding. The annotation marks the transcript as partial.
AUACUACUGAUAUUGUUUUCCCUCACGUUUUUGUGUCUAUCUUUUAUUUUGCUUUUGCAUCUGCCUGUGCUUUUAGUUGUAAAUAAUGAAGCAGCACUUUUACAAACAGCAGAACACAUUACGGUCCAGGCCCAAGACACAGAGAAGCUGAUUAAGGAGCAGUUUAAGAAGCUUCACCAGUUUCUACAAAAGGAAGAGGAGGCCAGGAUCAAAGCUCUGAGGGAGGAAGAGAAGCAGAAGAGUCAGAUAAUGAAGGAGAAGACUAAGGCUCUGAGCAGAGAGAUAGCAGCUCUUUCAGACACAAUCAGAGCCACAGAGGAGGAGCUGAGAGCUGAACAUGUCUCAUUCCUGCAGAACUACAAGGCUGCGGUCAAAAGAGUAAAGCAGCGCCCCCUGCUGGAGGAUCCACAGCUGGUCUCAGGAGCUCUGAUAGAUGUGGCCAAACACCUGGGCAACCUGGCCUUCAACAUCUGGAACAAGAUGAAGAGUAUGGUCACCUACACUCCUGUGAUUCUGGAUCCAAACACUGCCAACCCAGAGUUCAUCCUGUCUGAAGAUCUGACCAGCGUGAUACAUGGAGAGAGACAGAAGCUUCCUGGAAACCCAGAGAGGAUCAACUAUCACCGCUCUGUCCGAGGCUGGGAGGGCUUUAACUCAGGGACUCACAGCUGGGACGUUGAGGUUGGAGACAAUGCAACCUGGUUUGUUGGUGUGGCAACAGAGUCCGUCCAGAAGAAGGGACGCUUAAAAUCUGGGUUCUGGCAAAUUGAGUUCUACAAUGGAAAAUACAGCGCACGCUUGUCAGGAGAUCCUGCCAUUAUUGUUCGGGUGAAGAAGAAACUCCAGAGGAUCCGAGUUCAUCUGGACUGGAACAGAGGAAAACUGUCAUUCUCUGAUGUUGAUACUAACACACACAUACACACCUUCACACACACUUUCACCGACAUGCUGUUUCCAUGCACAGGCACUUUGAAUGAACUCCCACUGAAGAUAUUACCAGGCAAAGUCUCUGUUACAAGAGAAUAGCUCAGUCAGAGAUGCCUAUGAGGAUAAUAUCCACAGGUGUCGCAUAUUAGAAACUGUGUGCUUUGUGUUGUGACACUGAGAUGCAAUAACAUUUCAUAUAAACAACAUUUUUAUGAAAAUAGAAAGCUGCGUUUUAACUUUGCUAUGAUUUACACCUGAUGCUUACCUAAAUUUCCCUCGGGAUCAAUAAAGCUGGCUAUCUACCUAUCCAUCCCAUACAACUAAAACCAAAGCAAUAAGCUAAAUCAGGGGUUUUCAACCAGUGGGUCGUGCCCCCCUGGUGGUACAUAAAGGCAUUGCAGCUGGCUCCUGCUGUAGCAUUCAGUAAUGUAGUUUCUUUUUUUCUUUUUUUUUAUUGAAAUAAACAGGACCAAACAUGGGAGACAAGACAACAGAUACAGGACAUUAGAAAAAGAUAUAGAGUGUUUUACAAGACUGUAGUGUGUGAGGGUGUGAAGUGUGGGCAUUUCCAACUUAUGCAGUCCAUGAAACGCAAGAAACAAAGGAGGAGAAAUUUUAUUUGUUUUUUUUAUUUUUUU